UGCGCGACGCAGUCGGGCCCUGGACUCCGCGCGGCGCUGCUGCCUGCUUGCGUCGCCGACUCCGGCCGGAGGGUCAGUGUGGAGGCGGGAGCUGCCGCGGCCGGCUUGGAACUCCGUGCGCGCGGGCCUGGAGCUGCGCCCCUCCGUCUUCUCCCGACUUCUGAUCCGCGGAGGGGCACUCGGAGCCCCAGCCUGGGUCGCAGUGCCUUAGGCCUGCGGGCCUCAGUUUCUCGGUGGCGCUCGGACUCUCGCCCUCGGAGGGAGGCCUGUCCCCCGGUCUCUGGCUGCGGAUCCCUGGACCCUCUUCGCGGGCGCUGCGCGGAGCCGCAGAUUGCCUCGGAUGGUGGCCUGCGACUGACAGUCCCUCAGCUCUUCUCAGCUCUCCUGAGGCUGCAGCUGUCAGCUCCCUGAUCCUCAGCACUUGCCUGGACCAGUGUGGGUCUGCCACGCCCUGUUCAGCCAUCCCUGUACUGUCGUGCCGUGCAAGCCACAUCUGUCCACACCCUGCCCCCAGUGCUGGCUCUCCUCUCUUCUCCCCUCUGCUCCCAGCAUGCCUCGCGGCCGUUGCCGUCAGCAGGGCCCUCGCGUUCCCAUCUGGGCAGCCGCCAAUUAUGCCAACGCACACCCAUGGCAGCAGAUGGACCAGGCCUCUCCUGGGGUGGCAUGCACCCCCCUUGUGGAUCCCUGGAUUGAGCGGCCCUGCUGCGGGGACCCCGUGUGCGUGCGAACGAUCAUGGAGCAGAAGAGCACAGCUAGUGGUACUCCUGGCGAUCAGCUCGCAGAAAGGGGUCCUCUAGCUGGGUGCAUGCCCAGCCCCCGACCCCGCAGGGUGGACUUCUGCUGGGUGCCAGGCUCGGACCCAGGCACCUUUGAUGGCUCCCCAUGGCUACUGGACCGUUUCUUGGCCCAACUGGACGAUUACAUGUCCUUCCGCUUCGAGCACUAUCAGGACAACACCAGCCGUGUCUACGAGAUCCUCGGGCGCCUGACAGGCCGAGCCCGGGCCUGGGCAGCCCCCUACCUUGUUGGGGACCUGCCCCUGCCUGACGAUUACGAGCUCUUCUGCCGGGAUCUCAAGGAAGUUGUUCAAGACCCUAACAGUUUUGCUGAGUACCAUGAGGUGGUUCCCUGUCCCCUGCCCCUGGCCUCCAGCCGGCCACCAGUGUCCCCGCAGCUGCCUGCGGUGAGGCAGUACUUAGCUAGGUUCUUGGAGGGCCUGGCACUCAACAUGGGUACUGCCCCCAGGGCUUUACCAGCUGCCAUGGCCACCCCUGCUAUGCCUAGGUCCAGCUCUAUAUCCAGAAGUGCUCUGCCCGGUCAGCAGCUGACCAAGGGGAGCGCCCCUGGACCCAGGGGGCCCCCAGUCCCGCCCAGUUCUGCAUGUAGCUCCAAGCCUGGUCCUGUGGAACCAGCCUCCUCUCAGCCAGAGGGGGCAGCCCCCACACCUGUCCCUAGACUGUUGGAGUCAGCUGAUUCUCCUGCCCAGAGACCAGACCCAGCUCACCCAGGGGAUCUGAAACCCCGGAAAACAGAGGAGGAGGUUUUGGAGACAGAGGGAAACCAGGAGGUAUCCUCAGGUACCCCAGGGGAGGUGGUGGAGGCCCCGGAGACCCCAGGAGAGCCACCACUUUCUCCUGGGUUCUGAACACAACCCAGGCGGGAGCAAUGCUGCGCCUCAUGAUGAGGUGGCCUGUGUGGCUCGAGAGCCCCUUAGUCCCCUGUCAGAGGAGAGUGGCAUCCCCAGAUUAUUUCAGACGACCCCAGAGCUGGGCAAGGUGUGCUUGUUUUGGACUUUGCCCUGAGCAGAAACGGCUCCCCCGACCCCAGCAGAGCUGUCCUCCGCCCUGUGCCCUUUCCCUGCUCCUGCUGGCUGUCAGUUGUGUCCCUGCCCAUCACCUGGGAGUGCCGUCUCACCCAGGCCUGCUCCCGUGAGGGGGUCAUUUUGUGGAUCAACUCCCAGCAGAUACUUGCAUCAUCUUUGUCACCUCCACCCCCACAAAACACCCCCCUUGGUAUCUUCCACACUGGCCGGGACUGAACUGGGUCUGCUACAUCUGCCCUGUUGGGAUCUGGUUUCUCUUUGGGUUCUCUGUGUGUCCCCCUAACCGCACCAUCUCUGCUCCCUGUGACUUCUGUCCCAGUUGGAAUGUGAGGAAGGCUGCCUGGAGGAAGUGGCAACUUUGAUUCUCCUGGAUGAGUGGGAUGGCAUCUUGGCAGAGAAUGAUGUUUCCGGUGGGUUUACCAGCAGUCCUGGCCAGCUGGGAGGUUUGGAUGCAGGCAGAUGGGAUGCAAGCCCCUUGUUAAGCUGAGCUGCAGGCAUUCUCCCUUCGUUUGUUAGCGCUCAAGUCAUGCCUGGUGUUCUGAAGCAGCUUCCUCUUCCCUGCUGCUGUGCUGACGUCCCCUCCCCUGCGCACUCCCGUACAUCGCCCAUUCAGCAGUUAACCCCAGUGAGGUAAAUGACUUGGAUCUCCCUCCUGGCUGUGACCCUCCAGGGCAGGGGCUCUGUCUUAGUCAGCUAUGUGGCUUGGUACACAAUUGGUGCUCAUUAAACGUGUUGGAUUACUGGCUGAGCCUGUGGUGCAGUGGCUGCCUACCAG
Messenger RNA from Saimiri boliviensis boliviensis (Bolivian squirrel monkey), 2597 nucleotides. It is a transcript of the gene RTL10, whose product is annotated as retrotransposon Gag like 10. The record is from RefSeq and is a predicted model, not a curated record. Lineage: Eukaryota; Metazoa; Chordata; Mammalia; Primates; Cebidae.